AUGAGCCAACCCUUGAGAGUCAUCGUAGUCGGUGCAGGUCUGUCGGGUUUGGCCAUUGCACAGGGCCUUGAAAAGAACGGGAUCGACUACGUCGUCGUCGACAAGGAGAGCGAACCACGCGAUCGAAACUGGGGCGUGACAAUCGCGUGGAGCCUUCCAUUGCUGGCCCAGCUUCUCCCAGAGGCACUCUAUGACCGAUUACCGGAAUGUCAGCCGGAUCCAGGUCUCGACACCAAAGCUGCCGGGUUUGAGAGCGUCAUCAUUCGAGAUGGACAGACAGGCGCAACUAUCGUGCAGCCGCCUUUCCCUGGGGUGAGAAGGUUGAACAUCCAGAAGACGAGGACUAUUUGGUCAACAGGGGUAAAUGUCAAGUUCGGCAAGACACUCACAGACAUCGAGCUGACCGACGACGGAGUCACUGCUCACUUCCACGACGGAACCUCAGAAUCAGGCUCUGUCUUGGUGGGCUGUGAUGGCGGUGGCUCAUGGGUCCGCCGCUGGAUGCUGGGCAAUGACAAAGGGACUUCAGUGGUCUUGCCGUACACGUUCCUCAACUUCCCCUUCCGCUACCCUGCAGAACGGGCCAUCAAGAUGGACAAAAUGAUGCACCCCAUCGUGGAUGUCGCCGUGCAUCCAAAGUCCAUGUACAUCGGCAUCUUUCUGCUCGACAAGCCUGACCUGGACAGGCCCGAGACCUGGGUCUUCUACAUUCUUGCGACGUGGGCCCAGGACAACAAGAGCGCCCCGGAUGCAUCAUCGGCCGACAUAAACAUGGUGGCGGAGCUCAAGCAAAGAAUGGACGACUGGGCCGAUCCCUUCAAGUCCGCCGUGGAAUGGAUUCCCGACCAUGUCCAGGCCAAAGCCGUCCCCUUGAGGAUCUGGGGACCCCCCGACUCGGGCUGGGAUAAUCGCCGAGGCAGAGUCACCCUUGCGGGCGACGCUGCUCAUAGCAUGACCUUUCACCGCGGCCAAGGCGCCAACAACGCCCUCUGCGACAGCCAAAAGUUCGUCUCAGCCAUGGUCAAGGUGAAGAACGGCGGCAACACUCUCGCCGAGGCCGUGGACGAGUACGACGCAGACGUCAUCAGCCGGGGCAGAGCAGAGGUGGAGGUGUCGAAAGUGCAGACGGACUAUUUCCACGACCACGCCAACUUCCACAACAGCCCCGUCAUGAGACUUGGGAUCAAACCGCAGUCGAAAUGA
Fonsecaea multimorphosa CBS 102226 is the source of this 1203-nucleotide messenger RNA. RefSeq lists its product as uncharacterized. Bases 1 to 1203 code for a protein of 400 amino acids. NCBI's taxonomy places the organism in Eukaryota, Fungi, Ascomycota, Eurotiomycetes, Chaetothyriales, Herpotrichiellaceae. The transcript has 5 exons. The record is from RefSeq and is a predicted model, not a curated record. Gene Ontology annotation, molecular function: FAD binding.